UCCGCCUCAGAGGGACUGUAGCAGCCGCAGGUCGGGGGAGAGGCCGCAUCGAACUCAGGCCCUCGUGGGGGAUCUUUAUGUCCGGCGAACGUGGAAGCACAGCUCUCACAAGACAAAGUAGGGCUUCGCUAGUCGCAUGUAGGUUGUUGCUUUUGCUCAGAGAUCACCCAUGACACGAGAUAAAGUGCUCUAUUGCCUUUAUUGAUUAAUUGAACAAGUUCAGUUGAUAAUUUCAGUGACCCAGAUUCAAGCAAUAAUAUCUUACUUUGGAAAUAUCAUGUGGUUUCAUCAGCUUCUUACAAUCUAGGGGAAGGAAGAUUUCAAAUCACAGAUUCAAGGAAUUCAGAGAACACCAGGAGGAUAUGUGACCAAAGAACUUCAACUAGCCACAUUACACUCAAACUGCAGAAGCUGUAGGGGGGAAGAUACCACCUUAUCUAUAGAGGAGCAAAAAUAAGAAUUAUAUCUGAUUUCUCUUCAGAAACAAUGCAAGCAAGAACAGUUAAAUAUUUAAAGUUUUGAGACAAAACCCCCCAACAAUCUAGCAUUCUGUAUCCCACGAAAUUAUCCUUCAAAAGUGAAUGACUUAUGGUACCAGUCCAAAGUUUGUGUGCCCAACACUUCAAAAGAAUUGUACAUUGUAAAGCUUAAGAAAAAUCAUUGAAGAAAUUUAUGGCCAUAAUUUACAUCUCUCACCCCUAAAUUACAGCAUGUAGAGUCCAUGAAGCACAGGACAGUAAAACUUCCUACUCAUACCACCAGGAGGAUCUCUUUGAAAGAUUCACCACAGGACUACCAGAGACACUAAUUUGUCUGAAUCAUCAUGUGUUGAAACAACAAAAGGCUACUACCUUUGACUAACAGGAAACAGAAUUAAGAUGUUUGCAAUUCUUUGAGCUCCAGGAAGCCAGGGGAGUGAGCUGAAAAUCUGAAAAUGCGGCCAUGGACUGGUUCCUGGCGUUGGAUUAUGCUCAUUCUUUUUGCCUGGGGGACCUUGCUCUUUUAUAUAGGUGGUCAUUUGGUACGGGAUAAUGACCACCCUGAUCAUUCUAGCCGAGAACUGUCCAAGAUACUGGCAAAGCUUGAACGCUUAAAACAGCAAAAUGAAGAUUUGAGGCGAAUGGCUGAAUCUCUCCGGAUACCAGAAGGCCCCAUUGAUCAGGGGCCAGCUUCCGGAAGGAUUCGUGCUUUAGAAGAGCAACUUGUGAAGGCCAAAGAACAAAUUGAAAAUUAUAAGAAACAAACUAGAAAUGGUCUGGGGAAGGACCAUGAAAUCCUAAGGAGGAGGAUUGAAAAUGGAGCUAAAGAGCUCUGGUUUUUCCUACAAAGUGAAUUGAAAAAAUUAAAGAAUUUAGAAGGAAAUGAACUCCAAAGACAUGCAGAUGAAUUUCUCUCAGAUUUGGGGCAUCAUGAAAGGUCUAUAAUGACGGAUCUAUACUACCUCAGUCAAACAGAUGGAGCAGGUGAUUGGCGGGAAAAAGAGGCCAAAGAUUUGACAGAACUGGUCCAGCGGAGAAUAACAUAUCUUCAGAAUCCCAAGGACUGCAGCAAAGCCAAGAAGCUAGUGUGUAAUAUCAACAAAGGCUGUGGGUAUGGCUGUCAACUCCAUCAUGUGGUCUACUGCUUCAUGAUUGCAUAUGGCACCCAGCGAACACUUAUCUUAGAAUCUCAGAAUUGGCGCUAUGCUACUGGUGGAUGGGAAACUGUGUUUAGACCUGUAAGUGAGACCUGCACAGACAGAUCAGGCAUCUCCACUGGACACUGGUCAGGUGAAAUAAAAGACAAAAAUGUUCAGGUGGUUGAGCUCCCCAUUGUAGACAGUCUUCAUCCUCGUCCUCCCUAUUUACCCCUGGCUGUACCAGAAGACCUUGCAGAUCGACUUGUUCGAGUCCAUGGUGAUCCUGCAGUGUGGUGGGUGUCUCAGUUUGUCAAGUACUUGAUCCGCCCACAACCUUGGCUGGAAAAGGAAAUAGAAGAGGCCACCAAGAAGCUUGGCUUCAAACAUCCAGUUAUUGGAGUCCACGUCAGACGCACGGACAAAGUCGGGACAGAGGCUGCCUUCCAUCCCAUUGAGGAGUACAUGGUGCACGUCGAAGAACAGUUUCAGCUUCUUGCUCGCAGGAUGCAAGUGGAUAAAAAAAGAGUGUAUUUGGCUACAGAUGACCCUUCUUUAUUAAAAGAGGCAAAAACAAAGUACCCCAAUUAUGAAUUUAUUAGUGAUAAUUCUAUAUCUUGGUCAGCUGGACUACACAAUCGAUACACAGAAAAUUCACUUCGGGGUGUGAUUCUGGACAUACACUUUCUCUCCCAGGCAGACUUCUUAGUGUGUACUUUUUCAUCCCAGGUCUGUCGAGUCGCUUAUGAAAUCAUGCAAACUCUGCAUCCUGAUGCCUCUGCAAACUUCCACUCUUUGGAUGACAUCUACUAUUUUGGGGGCCAAAAUGCCCACAACCAGAUUGCCAUUUAUCCUCACCAACCUCGAACUGAAGAUGAAAUUCCCAUGGAACCUGGAGACAUCAUUGGUGUGGCUGGAAAUCAUUGGGAUGGUUAUUCUAAAGGUGUCAACAGGAAACUGGGAAGGACGGGCCUAUAUCCCUCCUACAAAGUCCGAGAGAAGAUAGAAACAGUCAAGUACCCCACAUAUCCUGAGGCUGAGAAAUAAAGCUGAAGAUGGGAGGAGAAAGACAACCAAACUCAGUUCAAAUCAGUGAGCCAAACAGGAGAUGGAGAAGGUCCUGACCUAACAACACAUGGAUGGCUGAGUGAGUGGACACCGUCAGCACCGGGAGCAGCUGAGAACUGACAAAUGCUGCGUUGGUGGAUUUCCUCUUUAACAAGGGCUACAAGGCCCAAAACCCCUGCACAGUUCAAUAAUGUACUCACAAAUAACAUGCAAACAGGUCGUUUUCUACUUUGUCCCUUCUUUUAAGAUCAUGUCUCUAUGAGAAAAACACUGCCACAUUGUGUAAUUUAAAUGACACAGAUGUUUUGUGUGAGACUUCAAACAUGGUGCCUAUCUCUGAGAGACCUGUGUGACCUAAUGAGAAGAUCCCUGCCAUGAGGAGGCUGAUUCUCAGCCAGUGGUGGUUCGUAAUCCCUGAAUUCAUGCCCGUCAGCAGACUCAGAAUGACAAUGGAUGUUUUUGUCUGAGAUUUUUUAAAAAAGUAAUUGCAUCAGUUCAUCCACCUCAUCUUUAAUAAGUGAAGGAGAUACAUCAAAAUAAAAUAUUCUCACUCCAUUAGGAACUUUUAUAAAAUGAUGCCAUGAACAGAUUCUUUAAUAUUCAAUGUUUCUGGACAUUCU
Messenger RNA from Molossus molossus (Pallas's mastiff bat), 3303 nucleotides. It is a transcript of the gene FUT8, whose product is annotated as fucosyltransferase 8. The transcript is spliced from 14 exons. Bases 935 to 2662 code for a protein of 575 amino acids. Gene Ontology annotation, cellular component: Golgi cisterna membrane. Lineage: Eukaryota; Metazoa; Chordata; Mammalia; Chiroptera; Molossidae. The record is from RefSeq and is a predicted model, not a curated record. Gene Ontology annotation, biological process: protein N-linked glycosylation. Gene Ontology annotation, molecular function: protein binding; glycoprotein 6-alpha-L-fucosyltransferase activity.